AUGCCUGCAGGUAAGAAACGCUGUGCUGUUGGGGGAGGAAUUAUCGAGUUGAUUCUAUCUCACUUUAUUCAAAGAAAGCGAACGUAUUUUUGUAAAGAAAUACAAUAUUUACUAAUCUAUCUAUCUAUCUAUCUAUCUAUCUAUCUAUCUAUCUAUCUAUCUAUAUUCAUUUCUUUCUCUCUACCUCUCUCUCUCUCUCACUGUAUUCAUUUCUAUCUAUCUAUCUAUCUAUCUAUCUAUCUAUCUAUCUAUCUCACUGUAUUCAUUUCUUUCUAUCUAUCUCACUGUAUUCAUUUCUAUCUAUCUAUCUAUCUAUCUAUCUAUCUAUCUAUCUAUCUAUCUAUCUAUCUAUCUAUCUAUCUCAGCAUAUUCUUUCUUUCUCCUCAUUUUCUUUCCUUCUUUCUUUCUUUCUUUCUUUCUUUCUUUCUUUCUUUCUCCUGCAUGUAUAUAAACUUAUGCUAG
Acanthosepion pharaonis is the source of this 462-nucleotide messenger RNA. The record is from the annotation of a GenBank genome assembly. NCBI's taxonomy places the organism in Eukaryota, Metazoa, Mollusca, Cephalopoda, Sepiida, Sepiidae.